GUCUCUCAUUGGGUGGAAAUCGGGUGGAAAGACUGAAACUCGCGGUAUUCCAGCUAUGUUGCAGUGCUUGUGGCUGAAAGAGAACACGAAGGACGUCCCCUCUCCAAUCUCCAUCCUGGUAUCCUGAUCAAUCCCGUCGUUACUCCCAUUGUCAAUCUCAGUUCCUCAUCGGGACACGUUUGUUAACUCAAGAGUCCCAGUCCCUGGAAUCAAACAAGAUGACUGACCGAAAAGCCGUGAUCAAGAAUGCGGACAUGUCCGAAGAAAUGCAACAGGACGCCGUGGAUUGCGCCACGCAAGCCUUGGAAAAAUACAACAUUGAGAAGGACAUUGCUGCCUACAUCAAGAAGGAGUUCGACAAGAAGUACAACCCCACUUGGCAUUGCAUUGUGGGGCGGAACUUUGGCAGCUACGUCACCCAUGAGACCCGGCACUUUAUUUACUUCUAUCUGGGCCAAGUAGCUAUUCUGCUCUUUAAGAGCGGGUAGAUGUCUGCCCCGCCUCCCUCCCCCUUUCCCUCAUUCCUUUCCCUCGUUCCUUUCCUUCCUCCUUUCCACCCCCCUUGAAAACAAACUCUGGUUUUCUCUCUCUCUCUUUAUAUAUAUAUAAUCGAAAUUACCACGCCAUGUUAACCAACACAAUAAUAUUGGAAUUAUUCCUGUAGUUCUGCUGAUGUUAUUCGUUGAUUGUAAUCCCCAACUCAUUUCUUUGGUCGCUUUCUUUAAAGACCGACCUCCACAAUAUCUGCAAGACUAAUACCUACCUGACGGUCUUUUUUUUAGAGCCUACUUCUGUUUGGUUUAAAUUUAAAACAAUGACUUCCCGAGUAUCUACUGGGGGGGGGGAGGGGGGGUCUUGGACAUUAUUGAUGAGAAUUAACCGGACUCUUAGGGCCCACUCCGACAUUAGAGUUUAUGAUCAUUUCUGAAGAAUCCUCCCAAGAUCUGUAACUUCAACUGUCCCCACCUCCGGGAAAGAUUCGGCAAUUCAUUCCCGUUAUGUGAUAAAAGUGCGUUCCUGAGAAAAUUAAAUGAAGUAAUAAACACAACAAACGAUUUUACAAAA
This is a messenger RNA of Tigriopus californicus, 1065 nucleotides long. RefSeq names its product dynein light chain 1, cytoplasmic. Gene Ontology annotation, cellular component: cytoplasmic dynein complex. The transcript is spliced from 2 exons. The record is from RefSeq and is a predicted model, not a curated record. Lineage: Eukaryota; Metazoa; Arthropoda; Copepoda; Harpacticoida; Harpacticidae. The coding region runs from base 219 to 488 and encodes 89 amino acids. Gene Ontology annotation, biological process: microtubule-based process; cilium assembly. Gene Ontology annotation, molecular function: dynein intermediate chain binding; dynein light intermediate chain binding.